Molecule: messenger RNA, 3220 nt
Organism: Mauremys mutica (yellowpond turtle)
Lineage: Eukaryota; Metazoa; Chordata; Testudines; Geoemydidae
Product: cytochrome P450 2J2-like
Exons: 9
Coding region: 1-1500 (499 amino acids)
Biological process (GO): xenobiotic metabolic process
Cellular component (GO): intracellular membrane-bounded organelle; cytoplasm
Molecular function (GO): heme binding; iron ion binding; oxidoreductase activity, acting on paired donors, with incorporation or reduction of molecular oxygen, reduced flavin or flavoprotein as one donor, and incorporation of one atom of oxygen
Source: RefSeq, a predicted model, not a curated record
AUGCCACUGCAGGCUGUCCCUGGGUUAAUGUGGCUGUGGCAGAACAUGCCCUUUCAGACACUGGCCAUGUUCUUAGGCCUGUUUCUGCUGAUUGCUGAUUACACAAAAAGGAGAUGGCCAAAGAAUUUCCCUCCAGGACCUUUGCCCCUGCCUUUCCUGGGCCACGUGCUCCAUAUAGAUUUCAAACAGCCCCACAGGACCAUAGAGAAGCUUGUUGGAAAAUAUGGCAACAUUUUCAGCUUGCAGCUUGGUAACCUGACAUUUGUGUUUGUAAAUGGAUUCCAGCUGGUGAAAGAAGUGCUUGUCCAUCAAGGUGAAUACUUUCUUGAUCGCCCACAAAUUCCUCAGAUCUACAAAGUCUUUGGUACAUUUGGAUUAGUUUUCUCUAAUGGACAUAGCUGGAAACAACAGAGAAGAUUUGCUUUAUCAACUCUAAGAAACUUUGGCCUGGGGAAGAGGAGCUUAGAAGAACGAAUACAGGAGGAGAGCAGAUACCUUACAGAUGCAAUUGAGGAAGAAAAAGGGCAACCUUUUGACCCUCACUUUAAAAUUAACAAUGCUGUUUCCAACAUAAUCUGUUCCGUCACUUUUGGGGACCGGUUUGAAUAUCAUGAUAGUCACUUCCAGAAGUUACUGUGGUUGAUUGAUGAGAUUGUGUAUCUCCAGGGAAGUAUUUGGAUCCAGCUGUAUAACUCCUUCCCCACCAUAAUGAAGUGGAUACCUGGACGCCAUCACACCAUUUUUAAAAACUGGGAAAAUUUGAAGUGUUUUGUGAGGGAAAUAAUAGCAAAGCACAGAGAGGACUGGAAUCCAUCUGAAACCAGAGACUUCAUUGACUGUUAUCUGAAGGAAAUAUCAAAGGCCGAUGCCGACCCGAGUUUCCAUGAAGAAAAUCUCAUAUUUUCCACACUGGAUCUUUUUACUGCUGGAACUGAGACAACGUCUACAACCAUUUACUGGGCUCUGCUGUACAUGGCCCUAUAUCCAGAUGUUCAAGAGAGGGUGCAAGCGGAGAUUGAAGCAGUGAUUGGCCAGUCUCGCCAGCCAGCCAUGGACGACAGAGACAACAUGCCAUACACCAAUGCAGUUAUUCAUGAAGUGCAAAGGAUAAGCAACAUCUUGCCUUUAAGUGCACCCAGAAUGGCAACUAGUGACACAACACUGGCCGGAUUCUAUGUGCCAAAAGGCACUGUUUUGAUUCCCAAUUUGACAUCAGUGCUGUUUGACAAGAAUGAGUGGGAAACCCCUCAUACUUUUAAUCCUAAGCACUUCCUGGAGGAUGGUCAGUUCAAGAAAAGAGAAAGUUUCCUGCCAUUCUCUGCAGGAAAGCGUGGUUGCCUUGGUGAGCCGCUGGCUAGAAUAGAGCUGUUCCUGUUCUUCACUGCCCUCCUUCAGAAAUUCACAUUCCAAGCUCCAAAGGACGUGAAGCUAAGCCUUCAGUUCAGAAUGGGACUUACUCUCGGUCCACAGCCAUACCAGAUCUGUGCACUGUCUCGGUAGGGAAAGCCAGGACAUUUUUGUCAUUGCCCCAUUUCUCAAAAUAAUUAGGGUUUGCUGUGCUUCUAUAUAGGGCUCACCUCCUUACCAUAUAGGGCUGCAUCGACAGUUCACUAUGUCUCCAAAUUUCCCUGCCUGCUUCCAUUCUUAUAAGCCAACAGGGGACCAAUAUCAGCAAUUGGACGAUUUGGGAACCUGAUAUUGGAAGGGGCUGGGGCUGUGAUGAUACAUCCUACCAUGACAGCAGCUCUUCCUGAUGUCCCUGCCACACCAGUCUGUGUGCAUGGCCUAAGAAUUCUCACUCCUAUAUCUAUUUGGUUGAAAAAAGGUAAGGAUAUUUCAUGAAUUUUUUCAAAAGGAACAUUUUGUUUCAUUUGCAGUUUUUCAUGAAAUAUUUAGUUUUUCAAUGUAAACUUUUCAAAGCACUUUUUUUUUUAAAUUUCACUGGUGUGAAAAAAACACUAACUUUUCUCUCACUUUUUGAUGAGGGGUAGGGAGAACUAAAACACAGGCGAGAAAGUGGGAUUUUCCCUACCAACACAAAAUUUAAAAAAUGAAAUUUCUUUGAAAAGAAAAGUUUCAACCGAGAUUGACACAUUUCUGCAGGACUUUUUUUUUCAAAAAUACUUUUUUUACUGAAAAAACAUCAACCAGUUUUAGACGCAUCCUGCUGCCUCUGACUCUUGCCAACCACCAUUGUUCUCUCACCCACUGUGAUCUUUGAUGAGAAGUCAAUCCCCCUCUCCUGCCUGAAGUUUUUGUGGUGAGAGAGAACUCCUGAAUCUUUAAAAAAAGUUAAUACUAAUACAUUUUUAAAACCUGCCCACCUUGGGAUUUGAAUUCCUAACCUAUAUAACAGUACUAGUUAUAUAGUACCUGCUUCCCUGAGAGUUGCUGAGAAACCACAUGGCCUUUAGAUGGUGGGCCAGGCAGGGAACUAGGGCAGAGUAUUAACAUACAGACUAUUCCACUUGGAACGUCCGGGUUGCUGAUGGGGUUGGUUUAGUGCACAUGUAGUUGAACGAAGGCGAGCUGGACGUUUCAGAGGCAAAUUUAGAGUGGUUCUUAAUUUUACUUUUGGUGUUUAUUUUAUGGUGUUUAGGUGCUUUAGAAAUACUUCAGAGGGUCAGCUAUUUUGUUGGCUGGCUGAGGCUCAGUGUAGCUAAAGAGCAGUUACAUCCCUUAGUUUGCAACGUGGAUAGUAUUUUCAAGGGCAGUUUAAAAGUAUUUGUUGAGCAAUGUUGGAUUUUGGCCCUAUCAUUCUUGAAAAGUGAUUCCUCAAGAAAUUCUAAGAGUAAAAGGAGUUAAUUACAUUUUUUUGCAAAUUUAAAAAUAACUUUCUGCAAAAAAGUUCCAAUAACUGACAUUUUUAAGUUAAUAAAGAGCACUUGUUUGUAUUGUUAUUUAUAUAGCUAAUUUGUUUACUCAAAGUUGUACUAACAAGAUAAAAGAAUGACAAGCCCAGGUUCUGAGCACACAAUGACAAAAUGCAAUGCACACCUAACAGAUCCUUGUACCUGUUUCACUGAAAGCCUUACGCUAACAGCAACAUGAGUAUAACCCUACUAUCCAGAAAAAUCCCCUACUAGAGUCCCAUUGCUUAUAUGUUCCAUUCUAUGCAUCCGAUAUAUACUCUUCUUAUAUGUUCCAUUCUAUGCAUCCAGUGAAGUGGGCUCUAGCCCAUGAAAGCUUAUGCUCAAAUAAAUUUGUUAGUCUCUAAGGU